UAAAGAGUAAAUAAGUUAUAUAAUCUAUGUGAUUGAUUUAAUUGGCUCGAAGUUAGCUAUCGAUCGCAAAAACUGAUUAGAUUAGUUAGUAUCAACAAAUUAUUCCGUCAACCCAGAACAACAAAUUUUGAUACUUUGAUCCGAUAUGGCCGAUGAAGAAGAUCCAUGGGGUUUUGACGAAGGUGGUGAUGAUGCACCAGCUGUUGUAGAAGCUGCACCAGCAGGACCAGCAGCAGCAGCAGCAGGACCUGCAGCAGCAGCAGCAGGACCCGCAGCUGCCGAAGGUGGUGAGGCUGAAAAGGCCGCGGAGGGAGAAGCAGCUCCACCACCUCCACCCCCAGAGGAUGACGGCUAUAGAAAACCGGUUCAAUUGUACAGACAUUGGGUCAGGCCAAAAUUCCUUCAGUACAAGUACAUGUACAACUACAGAACCAAUUAUUACAACGACGUUAUUGAUUAUCUUGAUAAGAAACAAAUAGGAGUUGCCAGGGAUAUUCCAAGAGCACAAACAUGGGCUGAAAGAGUACUUAGAACAAGUACUUGCACUGGAAGGCCAUCAAGUAGGUAUUCGGCGACAUAUAAGAAGGAUAAGCCAUUGGUCCAGACUUUAGCAGCCUCUAUUAGGACUUACAAUUAUCAUACAAAGGCUUAUAUCAACCAAAAAUACGCCACCGUAUUAUAAAUUAAGGAAAUUUGUUACAUUUUUUUUUUUUUUGAAAAAAAAAAAAACUUAUAAGCAUUCAUACAUUACUAUGAACCAUAAAAAACAAAAUAUAAUUGGUAUCAAUUUUUAUUAAUCAAUCAAAUCAAAAAAAUAAACACAAGUGUCAAAGUUAGAGCGUUAUUGUAUCAUAAAUUAUAUAAAUUAAAAUAAUAAAAUUACAAAAAAAAAAUAUAUAUAUACUUCCGAGCAUCAA
Molecule: messenger RNA, 917 nt
Organism: Episyrphus balteatus (marmalade hoverfly)
Lineage: Eukaryota; Metazoa; Arthropoda; Insecta; Diptera; Syrphidae
Product: flightin
Exons: 4
Coding region: 146-682 (178 amino acids)
Source: RefSeq, a predicted model, not a curated record